Molecule: messenger RNA, 1296 nt
Organism: Geodia barretti
Lineage: Eukaryota; Metazoa; Porifera; Demospongiae; Tetractinellida; Geodiidae
Source: the annotation of a GenBank genome assembly
AUGUCCAAGGACUACCCCACCUUUGACUGCGACGCCCACAUAACGGAACCGCCGGAGAUUUGGGAGCGGGCCAACGACAACCUCACCAGUCAGGAACUGGAGGCGCUCAGGUCCACCAUGUGGUAUGACCCUGAGAGCAGGCAACUGAUCGUCAACGGCAAGGCGGGCGUUGGCAUCGGCUCCCAGCGCCGCGGCGGAAUCCCGGGUACGAUGCGGGUCAUCACCAACGCUGGACCCGGCGUAAAGCACGACAUCCAGAGGGCGCUCAAUGUGCGCAACCUUGAUCCGUCGACCUCCCUGACCCAGGAGCAGGUGGAGUACCUGGACCACGAUGGCGCCUACGAGCCUGCCCCGCGCCUGCGCGACAUGGAUAUGCAGGGCAUCGACCAGGUCAUGAUCAUCCCCUCCGAUAUCGAUACUUACCCGUGGCUGCAGAACGCCUUGGGCGCCAGGGCUGCUUGCAAGGCCUAUAACGACUGGGCCUAUGAAUACACCCUGGAAAACCCGGACAGGCUCUUCUUUGCCGCCUUGCUGCCCCUGCAGAAUCCCCUCUACGCCGCGGAGGAAAUCUACCGCCCAAAGUACGAGCCGGUCUGGAACGCGCUGGAAGAAACUGGUCUGGUGUACGGCAUGCACCCCUUCCCGGCCAGCGGCGGCCUCAAGCCCAUGGGGUACAGUGAGCAGUACUCCGGCGCCGAACUGAUCCGCCGCACCAUUUCCACGUCCGGCAUCCCUCAUUCCUUCCUGUCCAACGUGCAGAAUUUCCAGGCCGAGGCCGCGCUCUGGGUCAGCAUGGUGCUGAUGUCCGGGUUCUUUGAAAAGCAUCCGAAGAUCAACGCCGCCGUUUUCGAAGCGUCGUCUACCUGGCUCAGCUUUGUGCUGGACGAGUGCGACAAGGCCUACAAGCUGUAUCGCAACGAACGCCAGAUGGCGCCUCUCUCAAGGCUCCCCAGCGAGACCUUCUUCGAGCAUUGCAUGACGGGGUUCGAGGGCGAUGAGGCUCCGCCGUCCCGCUUCCCCGAGUUCUACCGGGACAUCCUGAUCUGGGCCUCCGACGUCUACCAUCACGACGGCGACGACGUCUGGCGGGCCAUCGACACCAUGCAGCAGUGCGAGCUGCCCGUUGCCGAUCAGGCCCUGUUCCUGGGUGGCAACGCUCGGCGUCUAUACAGGGUUGACCCACCCAAGGACAUCAUCCGUCAGCGGGUUACCGAGAUCGACAGGCCCGAUUGGUGGCCAACUGAAGAAGAGAUCGACAAGGCUCUCCUUCCAGAGUCCAGCCUGCUCAGGCGCUAG